This is a messenger RNA of Rattus rattus (black rat), 585 nucleotides long. Its product is annotated as ran guanine nucleotide release factor-like. Gene Ontology annotation, cellular component: nucleus. Gene Ontology annotation, molecular function: small GTPase binding; guanyl-nucleotide exchange factor activity; sodium channel regulator activity. The record is from RefSeq and is a predicted model, not a curated record. The transcript has a single exon. The coding region runs from base 39 to 524 and encodes 161 amino acids. NCBI's taxonomy places the organism in Eukaryota, Metazoa, Chordata, Mammalia, Rodentia, Muridae. Gene Ontology annotation, biological process: protein import into nucleus; regulation of membrane depolarization; heart contraction.
UAAAACCUCGCUAAUGUCCAGACUCAAGUACCAGAUCUAUGGAGCCCACCAGAAACUGUCCACUGUUCGGAGGCGCCUUCUCCGCCAUCCUCCCCCGAGGGGCCAUUGAUGUGAGUGACCUCCGACCGGUGCCAAACAACCAAGGAGUUUUCUGCCAUCCUGUGACCGACCAGAGUCUGAUCAUAGAACUUCUGGAGCUGCAGGCCCACGUGCAGGGCGAAGCGGCUGUGUGGUACCAUUUUGAGGACAUUGGCGGGGUGCAGGGGGAUAGGACUGUGCGUGUGCUAUCUGUGCAGCCUUUCUGUUUGGAGAACUUAUCUCUGAGAGGCUGCUGUCAAGAUGCCUGGUUCCUUUCUGGCAAGCAGCAGGUCGCUAAAGAGAACCAACAGGUAGCAAAGGGUGUCACACUGCCUCAGGCCUUGCUUCGGUUGCCCCAGUAUCAGACUGAUCUUUCACUCACCUUCAAUCAGCCCCCGUGUCACAGCAGGUCUCUUGACCCUGAAAAUCUGUCAUGUCCACCUUAGAGCCUGGGUAACUUUGAACAGCUGGUAACUAGUUUGACUCUUCAUGAUCCCAACCUCUUUG